AUGGGAAUGGGUGCAUACCUUGCCGCAUUGACGGAUCGACAACGUUAUCUUAGCCAGGAGGAAUCAGUAAGGGCAAACAUUGCCUGCGGGCAAAGAAGUCAUUUAUCUGAUAUCACUGAGCUAUUUGGAGAAUAUGGGGUAAGUGACGAGGUGAGCGAGUGUGUUGUGGAUUGUCUCACCGCAGAAGAUAAUUUGGCCAAGUACAAUUUUAAGAAACCAAAGAGACGGCGCGCAUAG
Messenger RNA from Penicillium cataractarum, 237 nucleotides. RefSeq lists its product as uncharacterized. Lineage: Eukaryota; Fungi; Ascomycota; Eurotiomycetes; Eurotiales; Aspergillaceae. Bases 1 to 237 code for a protein of 78 amino acids. The record is from RefSeq and is a predicted model, not a curated record. The transcript has 2 exons.